Closterium sp. Yama58-4 is the source of this 819-nucleotide messenger RNA. The record is from the annotation of a GenBank genome assembly. NCBI's taxonomy places the organism in Eukaryota, Viridiplantae, Streptophyta, Zygnematophyceae, Desmidiales, Closteriaceae.
AUGGCUGGUGUUGGACAGGCACGGCUGACUGCUGGAGGCAGGAACGUGAUGGGGGCAGCUGUUAAGUCCCGCGUUCAGGCGAGGCUGUUCGGCCCGGCAGUCUUUGAGUCAAAGAAGCUUCAGGUGGUGUUUAUGGGAGCAGAGGAAGAGCAGCACCCCGCACACGCGCCACUGCCCCGGAUGUACACUUUUACCCACUCGGAUGUCACUGCUGGCCUCACGCUCGCCAUCGCUCACGAAUUCAACAAAUCCCAGUUCAUGGGCUGGUACUCUCGGCUGCAGAGGGACGAGGUUCUUGCAGUGUGGCGCCAACACUGCAGCUUGGCAGAUUUUCGUUCACCUUACUUGAGGGACCCUUGGCAAGAGGUUCACCCAGAGCAUCCCUGCAACGGCUCAGACUGCCACAUGUCACUCCACGUUCACUGCCAUAUCAGUGGAGGUCAUUUCCUGCUGAACGCCAUUGCAGCUCUCAGAUUCUGGAUCUUCAGGAAAGAGCUCCCAGUUGUUUUGGAGGCUUUCAGGCACGGUGACAGAGCACUCUUUGAUAAGCACCCAGACCUCGAGGAUGCGCUGGUGUGGGUACACUUCCAUUCAAACAUUCCAGAGUAUAACAGACACGAGUGCUGGGGACAUCUGCAUUCAGCAGCCCAGACUGGAGCAGAGAAGACUCAAUCGCAACUUAGCUACGGGGCACAAAGAGUGGUCGAAGCUAUUGGUACAGCGGCGGAGAGGGAGCAUCAGUGGCCGGUUGAAGAGAGGAGAGUGGCCAUGGCAGGCUUCGAAAUCCCACCACCUCCAUAUGAGGGUGAUAGCAACUAA